CUUUGCGCGCCACUUCGCAGAAUUUAGCCAGAUUUUCGAAUGAUCAUUCGCGUACAAGCCAUUGGUCGUUUGGGCAUUUCAUACGAACGACCAGACAUAGCGGACACAAGUGCGCAGGCAGACGUGUAUUUAUAAAAUAGAAUUUCAAGGUGCACGCACGCGAGUGUCAAUGGCAGACCUUUGACAAAGUCGGUGACGCGCGACAUUUUCACUCGUUCCUCGUGCGUAUACACACAUAUAUACACACGCUGUUGGUGUGUGCUGUGCGCUGGGCACAAUUGUUUUAAUGAUACUUCGCUUGAUUUAGUUACUGUAUAUGCUGCGGAAGUGUUGUGAAAAAAUUUGGCGAAACUAGUGAAUUCAGUAUGUGUUGUGUAUGCAUGAGUGCAGAAUUUCAAGUGACGUUUGACAAAUUUAUGUGAUUUUUGGGAAAACAAGUUAUAAAUCUGCAUAAAUGUGUUUGCAAGUCUUAAAAAUAGCAUUUAAUUGCAUAAUACGGAAAUAAAAUUCAUUAACAGCAACAACUAUACAAGCAGAUAAUUGCAUAAAUGUCGACGAUUCUUCGCGUGUGGCAUAGUAAUAAACGAGAAAGGGCGAAAAACCACUAAGUUGCAACAACAAAUCCCAUUAGUUUAGCACUGUAGUUGAGAUUUGACUAUUGACUACUCUUAUCCAACGCCCUCCACAUCCGUCCGCCUGUUUCAUAUUGAACAAAAUUUGAUUUAUGUAUAACUAUCUCUCUGUUGCUCAUACGACACGUCACACAUAAGCAAUUACAACCACAACAACAAUAGUGCGUUUACAAAAACACUAACCCACACAUAAAAACUUGGUAUAUCAAAAAAUACAAAAACAAAAAUAACAAAAACAAAAUAUACAAAUACAAAAUCAAAAUAGUAAAAGUCAACAACAAAAACCACUCAAAAUGAAUUUAAUGUUUCGCAAGCAUUUUCGCGAAGGUGGAGGUGGAAAGUCCGGUGGCGGCGGCAGUAAGCUGCAACCGAAGGCUAAUCGCACGAAACGCUCACGCGACAUGGGCGCCCAACAGGAGGAUAUCCAUUAUCGGACGCAUUUAUUCUUUGCACCCAGUCGCCCUGGCAUGGAUGUGGGGGAAGAACUCAUUGCAGAAAGGUGCACUGCCUUAUCGGGUGCGUGCACACCGUUAUCGACCACCACAACAUCACUUUCACUUCCACCUCAGCCAUAUGAAGUGGACACACCGCAGCCCCUAGUCGAUCGCAAGCCGUCCAUAUCUCUAUUAAGAUGGAAUAAUAGUGUUAGAAUACGGAAUGGUCAGGUUGCUACGGUACUAUCGAAUGCAGCAGCAACAACAACGGCGCGUUUUCAAGCUGACAGGCAAGUUGGUUACGACAAUGCGGCCGGCACAUCGGCUGCUGUGCGCUCGGAACCGAUUUCAUUAUCAGCGCUGGAUCGCGAUUGCUUUAUUAUACCGGUACACAGUGUCGAUCGUUUUCUGCCAGCUGGUAUACCGCUACCCGCCCCCUCUGCUGAUGGCAAAACUAACAGCCCACUUAGCAUACUAGAGGUGUCCGAUCCGAAAUUAUGCAUACUCGUACAUUUAAUGAGUCCUUUGGAGCCGAUUGAUCCAAUGCUGGAGUCACCGCUGUCACAUCCAUUGCUGAAACAACGCGCCGUUGCGGCCGAGCUCGUCUCCGAGGUGCAACAGGCAAAUACGGCGGUGGGUGGCAUGCUACUGGCCAACAUGGAGAAGAAUGCGGAUUUUCCAUUUAUAUCGUACUAUUUAAUCAAUACUACACAAACGGAUCCAUCGCACUUUUACUCGGGCAUACGCGUCUCAUCACUAUCGAAAUUCGAGCCGAAAUCACUAAAAUAUACUGCCGCUCAUACCUUGGACUUGUAUAGCGAAGUGGCUGCCAUUUGCCGUCCGCCAUUGGUAUUGGCACCCAAUGAAAGUGGUAGCUUCAAGAAGACACAGACGCCAGCAACAGGCUACAUAAUCAGCGUGUUUAAGGUUUUUGAAGGCGAUGACGGUGAACGUUUCGAGAAGAAUUGGCUGUACUGGACGGGAGCGCGUAUGCUAUAUCGUUAUUUGCCACGCGCCGCUGGUCUACGUCGUAUUGCUCUACAUAAGAGUACCUCGCAGCGUGGCGAUAAAAUGUAUUUGUUGGUGUGCGAAUGUGCUGACUUGCUCAAGGAUAUCUCUUCUGCUGCCUUCUUGAUACCCGCACUGCGAGCGCGCCUCUGCGGCUACACGGGACUUUACAAGCCAAUACAAGUGUUCUAAGGUUAUGAGAAAACAUAAAAAACAAACAACAACAUUUAUCAAUAAAACAAAGUAAAAUGUGAGUAGGAAAGCAAGAAAUGUAUAUAGACAUACAUACAUACACACGUGUGAUAGCUCUAAAUUAAGACAAAAGAAGAAUUAAAAUUGAAAAAAAAAAAAAAUAAUCCGUAUUGAAAAUUCAAAGAAAAUAAGAA
Bactrocera latifrons is the source of this 2460-nucleotide messenger RNA. RefSeq lists its product as uncharacterized. The record is from RefSeq and is a predicted model, not a curated record. Lineage: Eukaryota; Metazoa; Arthropoda; Insecta; Diptera; Tephritidae. The transcript is spliced from 9 exons. The coding region runs from base 926 to 2266 and encodes 446 amino acids.